Messenger RNA from Echinops telfairi (small Madagascar hedgehog), 2445 nucleotides. RefSeq names its product cilia and flagella associated protein 206 (gene CFAP206). The record is from RefSeq and is a predicted model, not a curated record. The coding region runs from base 301 to 2241 and encodes 646 amino acids. Gene Ontology annotation, cellular component: ciliary basal body; axoneme. Gene Ontology annotation, biological process: regulation of flagellated sperm motility; regulation of cilium beat frequency; sperm axoneme assembly. The transcript is spliced from 15 exons. Lineage: Eukaryota; Metazoa; Chordata; Mammalia; Afrosoricida; Tenrecidae.
GAUGGGAAUGUCACAUUCAAUGACCUGGUCCUUUGCAGGGACAUCAGUAAUUUGGAGUGUUUUCUGGAUUAUUGGAAUUUAGAACCUUAGGGUGUUCAGACAGGAGACAUCAGGUCCAGGCAUUGAGUCGGCAUUCGUAGAAAACCUGCUGCGUGCACCGUGGUGCAGACCACAGAGAUAUGGAAGAUAGCAGUGCAUGAGAAAGCCAGCCAGGCCCUAGUGAAAAAAGGCAAAGAAGGGAAAAACUCCUGACAAUCAGCUACCAGAUGAUCUUUAUGGAAGGGGAUUCCCUUUGAAACAAUGACUCUCUCUCCAUCCCUCCUCUCCGCAUCCGUGUCCACAGAUCCAGAUCCCCAUCCAUCUCAAGCCAAAAUGCCUCCCACCCAGGCAGAAAGUGUUAUCAAGAAUAUCAUUCGAGAAAUAGGACAAGAAUGUGCGGCUCAUGGAGAGAUUGUUUCAGAAACUUUGGUUGCUUUUAUGGUGAAAGCUAUUGUCCUGGAUCCAAGUAACGGCUUCCACAUGGACAGAACCCUCAUAAAAAGCGACGUACAGAAGCUGGUUAAGCUCUGUGUGACUCGGCUAUUGGAUAACAAAAAUCCAUCCCUGGACACCAUUAAGAUGCAAGUGUACUUUGAUAUGAAUUAUACAAGUCGAGAGGAAUUUCUUCAAGAGCAUCAUCGGGUCCUAGAGUCUAGGUUAGGCACUAUUAGCAGAGAAAUUACAGAUAACAGGUCAUGUGCUAGAGAAGAAUUGGAGAGCCUCUAUCGGAAGAUUGUCAGCUAUGUGUUACUACGCUCUGGGCUUGGAUCCCCAACAGAUAUCAAGAUUGUCAGAGAGGCAACAGCUGCUCUACAGAGUGUUUUUCCUCAGGCUGAGCUUGGGACAUUCCUAACUCUCUCUAAAAAGGACAAAGAACGCCAAUUGAAAGAACUCACCAUGAUUGUUACUGGAAUCCGUUUAUUUAACAGAGACUGUGGAAAGGGUGGAGAAGGCAUUGAUGACUUGCCAGCUAUUCUACAUGAAGCAAUUCCAGGUACCACUCAGCAUAUUGAUAACCAACUUCAAAUUGCUCAGGACCUUGCCUUCAGAUACACAGCCAUCCUUGAGAAAUUAAUACAGAACCCACUCAUGAGUCAAGAACUUCAGUCAUAUAUGUUAAAAGAAGCACUAUUCAACAUCCGACAAUAUGAGAUAUUCCUUCAGAUAAUUUUGUCAGAUAUAAUUACUUGUGCCCAAGAGGUGGAAAUGAUGACACAGCAGUUAGCAGCCCAAUUGGAGCAAUUAAAGAUGACUGUUAAAUCGAAGACUGCUGUCCCAACAUCACAAGUCUUUCCUGUUUUCAUUGCACUUUCCAAUCUGUGGACUAACUUUCAGGAUGAAACAGUUUUGCUUAGUGUCCUCAGUAAUUUAACCAUGCACCUCGAGCCGUUCCUGGGAACGCAUGAGCAACUCUUUCCAGAGAAAGUACUAAAGGAUCUCCUUGAUGGAGUGACUGUGAAAUCCGAUGUGUAUCGGAUAAAAGAACACAUAGAAGAUAAAGUACAAUUUCCAGAUUUCAGAAAAUUGGAGUGGCUCUUCCCAGAAACAACAGCAAAUUUUGAUAAAUUGAUAAUUCAGUAUCGGGGAUUUUGUGGUUACACAUUUGCUACGAAAGAUGGUCUUCUCCUUCCAGGAAAUCCAGCAAUUGGGAUUUUGAAAUAUAAGGAAAAGUAUUAUACUUUCAAUACCAGAGAUGCUGCAUAUUCAUUUUCAGAAAAUCCUGAACGAUACAUUGAUUUGAUUACAGAACAAGCAAAAAAAAAUGCAGAGUUAAUUCAGCUGCUGGAACUUCAUCACCAGUUUGAAACCCUCAUUCCAUAUUCACAGGUGAAGGAUGUUGACAAAUAUUACAUAAAACCAAUUACAAAGUGUGAAAGUAGCACACAGACGGAUACACACAUAUUGCCACCAACUAUUGUGAGAUCAUAUGAGUGGAAUGAAUGGGAGCUAAGAAGAAGAGCCAUACAGCUGGCCAAUUUGCGCCAGAAGGUUACUCAUUCCAUGCAAACUGACCUGAGUCACAUGAGAAGAGAUAAUUGUUCACAAGUGUACCCUUCAAAGGAUGCUAGCACCCAGUCCAAGCAAGAAAGCAGUACCUGCGUGCCUAGGCCCCAGAUUUUUAUAGCUGGUAUCCGAGGGGGACAGAGCAAAACCACUCAUGGGGUCAAGGUGAACUUAACUAGAGCAAUUGAUGAAACCUAGUUAGAGAUAGCAUUUUAAAAGAAGAUAUUACCCAAUUAUGAAUAAUGGCACAUAUUUAAUUUCAUGGGCCUGCAUAUUUCAUUGGUUGUAUGGAUGUUUAUUGGGUUCUCAUUUAUAGUCACUGUCAAACUACUACAGGAAAUUAGACAAUUGUUUUACUGUAAUAUGUUUAUCAAUCUAUUAAAAUUGAAAGAUAAAACUGUU